GGCGUUCCGCGGAGUAAUGGCCACCCUGCGAACAGUGAGGAUACGGGAACAUUACGCGCCUCGCCGUGACAAUGCGCCGGCGCCGCCGCCGCCGCCGCCGAAAUACAAGAGCCUGCACGACGCCGUCCGCGACGGCGACGUCCAAGGGGUCCGCGACUUUUUGAGCACCGGCCGGGACGUCAACGAGACUGACAGCAGCGGAAAUACGGCCCUAUUGUUGGCCGUGUGCAUAAAGCAAGAGGAAAUUUACGACGCCAUUGUUGCCGUUUUAAUUGAAAACGGGGCAGAUGUCAAUGCCUAUAACAAGGGAUUCACGCCGUUGUACAACGCGGUUUUCUACAAAAGGAAAACCUCGGUGGAGAUGCUGUUGAAAGCCGGCGCCUGGUUGAGGCCUUCCUACAAGAACGAGCUCCACCAUUUGGCCGAACACGGAGGCAGCCGGAUCCUGGAGUUGAUACUCGACGACGAGCGCUGCACUCCGGAGAUAAUCAACCGGCCGGACGACGAGGGCAGGACGGCCCUCCACCUGGCCGCCCAGUUUUGCCACAAGAAUUGUUUGCGAACGCUCAUCGACCACGGCGGCGACCUGUCUUCUACCAACGACGAUGGCGAGACCGUGGCCGACCUGGUUUUCCAGCAAAUCAUCGCGCCCGAUGGGUUCUUCGGGGAGAUACUCGACGGGAAAAUCGCCAUCAAGCAGACCGACAAGUACAAAUACAACUACGGCAUCGAUUUUCGUGUACUCGCUCCGAAGAAAUACGGUAGACAAAUGGAUGUAAUAUCCAGCGUGCUAGCGGCUGCUUCUGACGAGGAAAAAAUCGAGGUGCUACAACAUCCGCUUAUAGAACUCUACUUAAUACUGAAAUGGGAGAGGAUCUGUUACUUCUUCUACUUGUGGAUAACGGCGUAUUUUAUAUUCGCCACCAGCACGGGCGUUUACUUCAAUUUGCUAAUGCACAACGCGGAAAACAUGGAAACCCUGCGGACCGCUUUGAAAUAUAUCGUCAUUUUGACGGCCAGCGGAUUGCUGGCGCACGCCAUCUUACAGUGCGUCCUCGAUCGACGGAAAUAUUUCCAGAGGUACGAGAUGUGGAUGAAUUUAAUUUGCACAUGCCUCGCAUUGACCGUGGCCAUAACAGUGGACGGCUAUUCCGAAAAUGCAAGCGACGCAGAAUUUCCCGAUUGGGUGGUGCAUGUAACGAGCAUCGACAUUCUCCUGGCCUGGUUCGAGCUGAUGUUGCUAAUUGGUCGAUUGCCCAGUCUCGGCUACUACGCUCUCAUGUUCUCCGCCGUCUUACAAAAUGUCGUUAAGGUCCUUCUGGCUUACGCCUGCCUAUUAAUCGGCUUCACGAUGAGUUUUUCCAUCCAAUUCCAUAAUUCACCUGUAUUUAGCAACCCUUGGAGGACGCUGGCAAAAACGGUGGCGAUGAUGAUAGGGGAAUUCGAGUACGGGGAUUUAUUCGGCGAGGAGGGCGCCGAUUCGCCGAGGAUCCUGCCCGUUACGUCUAGAUUUAUAUUUUUACUUUUUGUGGUCCUGGCCACCGUCGUCCUGAUGAAUCUCCUCGUCGGCGUCGCCGUCAGCGACAUUCAGGAGCUGCAUGUACUGGGCAGGGCGAAAAAAUUGGAGAAGCAGGCCGAGUUCCUGCAGCAAUUGGAAGCAUUCAUGUCGUCCGAACACCUCAGGUCCGAGUACGUGCCGGGCAUCGUUAAAAAAGUGAUCGUGCUCAGGAGCUUCAUUAACACGCAAUUCGAUAUGUCCUGCGACGAGCUGCAGAAGAUCCACAAGAUACCCAAACGAAUUACAGAUUCACUCGCCGCCAUAGCGAAGGGACACAAACAGUUCAAGGAAGUUGAAAAUUAA
Messenger RNA from Phyllotreta striolata, 1861 nucleotides. Lineage: Eukaryota; Metazoa; Arthropoda; Insecta; Coleoptera; Chrysomelidae. The record is from the annotation of a GenBank genome assembly.